AUGCAGUCCUCACCCAAUAUGCUCACAAAGUUCGAGUCCAAAUCCUCAAGAGCAAAAGGCAUUGCUUUCCACCCAAAGAGACCAUGGAUACUCGUCUCCUUACAUUCCUCCACGAUUCAGCUAUGGGACUACCGGAUGGGUACCCUGAUAGAUCGGUUCGAGGAGCAUGAUGGGCCCGUCAGAGGCAUAGACUUCCACAAGACACAACCGCUAUUCGUAUCUGGCGGGGACGAUUACAAGAUCAAGGUCUGGUCGUAUCAGAGCCGAAGAUGUCUCUUCACCUUGAAUGGCCAUUUGGACUACGUUCGGACUGUCUUUUUCCACCAUGAACUUCCUUGGAUACUGUCAAGCUCGGACGACCAAACAAUCCGGAUAUGGAAUUGGCAGAACAGGUCUCUGAUCUGUACGAUGACAGGGCAUAACCACUACACCAUGUGCGCCCAAUUCCACCCCAAGGAUGAUCUCAUCGUCUCUGCUUCAUUGGAUCAAUCAGUGCGAGUUUGGGACAUCUCGGGGCUGCGCAAAAAGCAAUCUGCUCCCACAUCUUUGACCUUCGAAGACCAAAUGGCUCGCGCCAAUUCGAACCAAGCGGACAUGUUUGGUAAUACAGAUGCGGUGGUCAAGUUUGUUCUAGAGGGCCAUGACAGAGGCGUGAACUGGGUCGCAUUUCACCCAACUUUGCCAUUGAUCGUCUCCUCGGGCGAUGAUCGACUCGUCAAGCUGUGGAGAAUGAGCGAAACAAAGGCUUGGGAAGUGGACACCUGUCGCGGUCAUUUCCAGAACUCUUCAGCUUGUCUGUUCCAUCCUCACCAGGACCUCAUUCUUUCAGUUGGCGAAGACAAAACAAUUCGGGUCUGGGACUUGAACAAGCGGACAUCUGUCCAGUCGUUUAAGCGCGAGAACGAUCGAUUCUGGGUUAUCGCAGCUCAUCCCGAGAUAAACCUGUUCGCUGCUGGACAUGACAAUGGAGUCAUGGUUUUCAAGCUGGAGAGAGAGAGGCCUGCCUCUGCCAAUUAUCAAAAUCAGCUAUUCUACAUCACGAAAGAGAAGUUCGUACGCUCGUACGACUUCUCGAAGAACGCCGAGUCCCCUGCGAUCUUGUCUCUCCGGAAAUUCGGCAGUCCAUGGGUACCACCUAGGACUCUUUCCUAUAAUCCAGCCGAGCGAGCCGUACUCGUGACGUCCCCUAUUGACAAUGGUACUUACGAGCUGAUCCCUCUCCCUCGUGAUGCAUCUGGAGCGAUUGAGCCCACAGAUUUUAAGAAGGGUCAAGGCAAUUCUGCUAUAUUCGUGGCACGCAAUCGAUUCGCAGUGUUCACCCAGUCAAGUCAGCAAGUGGACAUCAAAGACCUCACAAAUUCGACGACGAAAACCAUCAAGCCACCUCCAGGGACCACGGAUGUAUUUUUCGGGGGGACUGGAUGCAUUCUUUUGGUUACUGCUACAUCUGUGGUUCUUUACGAUAUUCAGCAAAAGAAGCAGCUUUCUGAGCUAGCAGUCGCUGGGGUCAAAUACGUUGUCUGGUCGAGCGAUGGGCUUUACGCAGCUCUACUUAGCAAGCACAACGUCACGAUUGUUACGAAGUCUUUAGAGCAAGUCAGUACGCUUCACGAGACGAUCCGAAUCAAAUCUGCAGCAUGGGAUGACGCCGGCGUACUUCUAUACUCGACCCUUAAUCAUAUCAAAUACACAUUACUCAAUGGGGACAAUGGCAUUGUCAGAACACUCGACCAGACCGUGUACCUAGUGCGAGUCAAAGCUCGAAGUGUAUACUGCUUGGAUCGGGCCUCAAAACCGAAAGUGCUAGACGUUGACCCCACGGAAUAUCGUUUCAAACUUGCUCUUGUCAAGCGAAACUACGAAGAGAUGCUGCAGAUUAUUAAAACAUCGAGUCUUGUCGGUCAAAGCAUCAUCUCGUACCUGCAGAAGAAGGGGUACCCAGAGAUUGCUCUCCAAUUUGUGCAAGACCCUCAGACCAGAUUUGAGCUUGCUAUAGAGUGCGGCAACCUUGAUGUCGCUGUGGAAAUGGCUAAGCAGCUUGACCGACCCAAGCUUUGGACCCGACUGGGUACUGAGGCCCUGGCGCACGGAAAUCACACGAUCGUGGAAAUGACUUACCAGAAACUUCGGCAAUUUGACAAAUUGUCCUUCCUAUAUCUUUCAACGGGCGACGGAGAGAAGCUUGCCCGAAUGGCCAAGAUCGCGGAGCACCGUGGUGACUUCCAAUCGCGCUUCCAAAAUGCUUUGUAUCUGGGAGACGUCGAAGCCCGGGUUCAAAUGCUUCAGGACCUCGACCUAUACCCUCUGGCAUAUGCGACAGCCAAAGCCGCUGGACUUGAGGACGAAUGCCAAACAAUGCUUGAGGCUAGUGGGCUGACGGAAGAUCAAAUCUCUCUGCCUACGAUGGGCAAGCCAUUGAAACCACCAAGAUCUAUUGUUCACACACACAAAGCCAACUGGCCGGUGAAAGCAGCCUCCCAUUCCUUCUUCGAGAAAGCUCUUCUCGGCGAAGUCGGAGCCGUGGAUGAUGAUGUCCCGCAAAUAUCGAAUGGGGUUGACCACAUUGAAGGCGUCCCAGAGGACGAGGCUGUCACUCGAGAUGGCCAGCUGGGCGAAGAAGAAGACGAAGAUGCUGCAGGCUGGGACAUGGGUGACGACAUCAACGUUGAGGUCGAGUCUGACUUCGUCAACGUCGACAGUGCAGACGCUGGUGCUGGCAGUAGUGAAGCCGAUCUAUGGGCCCGCAACUCUCCCAUCGCUGCUGACCAUGCAGCUGCUGGAUCUUUCGAGACCGCUAUGCAGCUUCUCAAUCGGCAAGUGGGCGCCGUCAACCUGGCACCUCUCAAACCCCGCUUCCUCGAAAUCUACCAAGCUUCCAAGACAUACCUACCAGCCACUCCGGGAUUGCCUCCUCUGGUCAACUACGUGCGCCGAAAUGUAGAGGAGACUGAUCCCCGGAAGCUGCUUCCCAUCAUACCACGGGACCUAGAAUCAAUUGCCACCACUGACUUACAGGAAGGCUACAGUGCGAUGAGAUCGAACAAACUCGACGACGGUUUGAAGACCUUUAAGCGAAUUUUACAUUCUCUACUAGUCAACGCUGUAAGCUCUCAGCAAGACGUUGCUGAGGCCAAGAAGAUUAUCACGACGGCGGCCGAGUACGCUACAGCGAUGGCGUUGGAGCUGGAGCGAAGGGCCCUGCCUUCCGAGGGCGAAGACAACAUCAAACGGAGUCUUGAGCUCUCAGCGUAUUUUACGAUACCCAAGCUUGAAGUUGCCCAUCGCCAGCUUGCGCUCAUGGCUGCCAUGAAACUGGCUUUCACCAACAAGAAUUACUCAUCAGCCCUCAGCUUUGCUAACCGCAUGCUUGCAAAUGGGGGUUCGGCCAAGCUGUUGGAUCAGGCAAAGAAGAUCAAGUCCCAGUGCGAACGAAGUCCGCAGGACAAGAUUGACAUUGAGUUUGAUCAAUUCGCUGAAUUCGACGUCUGCGCUUCUUCUCACACGCCAAUAUAUGGCGGCUCCCCAAGUGUCGCCUGUCCUUUUGACGGUGCGAAAUAUCAUUCGGAGUUCAAGGGACAGGUCUGCAGGGUUUGUGAGGUUUGCGAGAUUGGUGCUCCAGCGAGCGGAAUUAGGCUGUUCGCUGCUUAA
Messenger RNA from Letharia lupina, 3648 nucleotides. RefSeq lists its product as uncharacterized. The record is from RefSeq and is a predicted model, not a curated record. Gene Ontology annotation, biological process: retrograde vesicle-mediated transport, Golgi to endoplasmic reticulum; endoplasmic reticulum to Golgi vesicle-mediated transport; intra-Golgi vesicle-mediated transport. Gene Ontology annotation, cellular component: COPI vesicle coat. The transcript is spliced from 8 exons. Gene Ontology annotation, molecular function: protein binding; structural molecule activity. Lineage: Eukaryota; Fungi; Ascomycota; Lecanoromycetes; Lecanorales; Parmeliaceae. Bases 1 to 3648 code for a protein of 1215 amino acids.